UAUUCAGCGUGGUUGGGUUGUCACACACUAUUAUAGAACUUCUCUCUCUCUUUUUAUGUGUUGUAUUCCAAUGUACCACGUCUCUUAUCAUUACCACCCACCACUCUCAAUCCUCUCCAAGCAAAAUCCUUGUGUUUUCUUCUCUCAUCCUGGUUUGCUGCUGGCUGCUUUCUAUUCUUACCUCAAGAGAAAUAAGAGAAUGGGUGCAAAGAAAUGGUUUAAGAUAAUAGUCAAAUUGAAGAAAUCGAAGAAAGAUAAAUCCAAAGAAGAAAAGGAACAGAUCACUGAUGAAAAUUCAAACGAAUACUCCAACGGGAAGCAGAGUACUCGUGAAGAGUCAAGUAGCAUUCCCAAUGAAGGUUUAAUGAUGGACAGGACAGUUCCUUCAAAGUUGAUGGAUGAUAUUGCAGCUACUCGGAUUCAAAAUGCAUUUCGUUCAUUUAUGGCAAGAAGAACAUUACACCAUCUAAGGGGUGCAGAGAAAUUCGAAGCUUUGAUUCAAGACCACCUGGCCAGGGAGCAAACAGCAACUGCACUAAGCUAUAUACAUUCAUGGAGCAGAAUACAAGAACAAAUUAGAGUUCGAAGAAUCUGUAUGAUAACAGAAGCCAGGAUUAAGCAAAAGAAAUUGGAAACCCAGUUAAAAAUUGAGGCCAAGAUUCAUGAGCUCGAGGUGGAGUGGUGCAAUGGUUCUGAAACCAUGGAAGAAAUAAUUUCGAGGUUACAUCAGCGAGAGGAAGCAGCAAUUAAGCGAGAGCGAGCCAUGGCGUAUGCCUUCUCUCAUCAGUGGAGACCAAACUGUAGCCAGUAUUUUGGUCAGGCUUCUUAUAGCCUUGGUAAAGAAAGUUGGGGUUGGAGCUGGACGGAGCGUUGGGUUGCGGCACGUCCCUGGGAAGUCCGGGUUCGAGUUCAGACCACCAAAACAAAGAAUCUCAAUGGCCAGGUGCAAAAAACCAAAUUGGACAAGAUGAACCACAACGAAAGCAAAGUAGCCUUGGCUAAACCUACCCUAUCAAACGGGAAGGAAACUGGGAAAGGAAAGGAAAACGGUACUUCAGGGCUGUCAAAGAACAAUGUAUCCAAAUAGCCCAUUCUAAUUUGAUGGUUUAGGGUUUCUUCUUGCUCUUCUUUUGGAGUUUAUUUUCCAUAUUUGGCUUCGUGAGAAUCUACCAUUUGGUGUGUACGUUACACUAGGAGACUUCACUUAUUGUCUGCUUUUGCAUGGUGUAUAUGAUUAUGAACAUGAAUCUCCUAGUUUUGGUUGAGACAUGAGAGAUGAGAAUGGUAUUUUAUCAUCCCUUUCAUUCCAGGGGCAGUUAAUCUUUA
Messenger RNA from Glycine soja, 1326 nucleotides. RefSeq names its product protein IQ-DOMAIN 1-like. The record is from RefSeq and is a predicted model, not a curated record. NCBI's taxonomy places the organism in Eukaryota, Viridiplantae, Streptophyta, Magnoliopsida, Fabales, Fabaceae. Gene Ontology annotation, molecular function: protein binding. The transcript is spliced from 6 exons. The coding region runs from base 56 to 1087 and encodes 343 amino acids.